AAACUUGUUUUGUCGUCUUGUUUCCUAUCUGUAGAAACAAAUGGGUGAAACACAGAGGGAAUUUCAGCAGAGAAUUCAGAUGAGAGAGAAGGAGCUGCAGGAGCUGAGAGAGGCUGUGGCCUCAUUCACAAGCUCAGCACAGUCAGCAGUGGAGGACAGCGAGAGGAUCUUCACUGAGAUGAUCCGCUCCAUUGAGAGAAGACGCUCUGAGGUGACAAAGCUGAUCAGAGAUCAGGAGAAGGCUGCAGUGAGUCAGGCUGAAGGAGACAUGGACAGACUGAAGCAGGAGAUCGAUGAACUGAAGAGGAGACACUCUGAGCUGGAGCAGCUUUCACACACAGAAGAUCACAUCCAUUUCCUCCAGAGGCGCCAGGCUCUUCCUGUCACUCCUGAAGCUGGAUUUGGACCCAGAAUCUCUGUCAGUCCCAGAUCUGAUUUUGGGAAUUUGAGGAAGGCAGUUUCUGAGCUGAAAGAUCAACUGGAGAAUGUUUGCAGAAUGAAAAUGGCAGAGAUCCAUCACCAGUUACCAAAGACACCGUCCUACUGGUAUUAGUGCCCAGGACCAGAGCAGAAUUCUUACACUACUCCUGCCAGCUGACGCUGGACCCCAACACAGCAAACAGCCGCCUGUCUCUGUCAGGGGGGAACAGGAAGGUGACAUGGGGGGCAGAGCAGCCAUAUCCUGAUCAUCCAGAGAGAUUUGACAGAUGGAGCCAAGUUCUGUGGAGAGAGAGUCUGACUGGUCGCUGUUACUGGGAGGCUGAGUGGAGUGGAAAUGGAGCCUGGAUAGCAGUGACUUAUAAAGAGAUCAGGAGGAAAGGAGGGAGUUAUGACUGUGGGCUUGGAUUCAAUGACAAGUCAUGGAGUCUGUACUGUAAUACUAACAGUUACUCUGUCCUGCACAAUAAUAAACAGACUCUCAUACCCAUAAAGCCCUCAGGCUCCCGCAGAGUAGGAGUGUAUCUGGACUGGGGGGCUGGUGCUCUGUCCUUCUACAGAGUCUCCUCUGAUGGACUGACCCCCCUGUACAGCUUCACCUCCUCAUUCACUGAACCCCUCAAUCCAGAGUUUUGGGUUUAUCCAAACUCCCCCGUGUCGCUGUGCAUGCUGGGAUAGCUCACUGUGUGCUGGAGGAAUCAUUUUUACCUUAUCAGAGUGUCACAUGUCGCUGCUUCUCCGUGGCAAAAAGGUAAAAUCUCUGCUUUAUAACCAGUAUAACCCUUUUUACUCUGUCUGAAG
Brienomyrus brachyistius is the source of this 1239-nucleotide messenger RNA. RefSeq names its product stonustoxin subunit beta-like. Bases 41 to 553 code for a protein of 170 amino acids. The record is from RefSeq and is a predicted model, not a curated record. NCBI's taxonomy places the organism in Eukaryota, Metazoa, Chordata, Actinopteri, Osteoglossiformes, Mormyridae. The transcript is spliced from 5 exons. Gene Ontology annotation, molecular function: protein binding.